This is a messenger RNA of Plectropomus leopardus (leopard coralgrouper), 1219 nucleotides long. RefSeq names its product FRA10A associated CGG repeat 1 (gene fra10ac1). NCBI's taxonomy places the organism in Eukaryota, Metazoa, Chordata, Actinopteri, Perciformes, Serranidae. Gene Ontology annotation, molecular function: phosphatase activity. The record is from RefSeq and is a predicted model, not a curated record. Gene Ontology annotation, biological process: dephosphorylation.
CGACGCCAUUACAUGGCGACACACAUUUUGUAAACAUUCACAAAGCCAGACCCUGGAGUAAACAAAGUCAUGGAAAGUCUUGUAAAGGUGCACGGAGGUGGUGGCUAUGACUCCGACUUCAGUGAUGAUGAUGGGCAGGGAGAGUCCUCAGAGAAAGGGCUUAAACGGAAACGUGAGGAGGAAAUCUUACAAAAGCCUUUCCAGAAAAGUCGGCACUCCCAGAAAGCUCACCAGAGUUUACACUCUAAUGAAGUGGACAGAGAGGAAGCCAGAAACAGAAGAGCCCACCUGAUUUCAAUGAAUGCUUUUGAGCGGCACAAGAAGUUCGUCGGCGACUACAUUCUUUAUUAUGGAGGACAGAUGGCUGACUUCAGACGCUCUGCAGCCAAAGACAAAACGGAUCUGGAUGUGCUGCGUGAGAAUCAUCGCUUCCUCUGGAGGGACGAGGACGAGGAGGACAUGACAUGGGAAAAAGAACUUGCCAAGAAGUAUUAUGACAAGCUGUUUAAAGAGUACUGCAUAGCCGACCUCAGCAGAUACAAGGAAAACAAGUUUGGAUUUCGUUGGCGGACUGAAAAUGAAGUUGUCUCUGGCAAAGGUCAGUUUCAGUGUGGAAAUAAACGUUGCGAGAAGCAGGAAGGCCUAAAAAGCUGGGAGGUAAACUUUGCCUACGUGGAGCACGGCGAGAAGAAGAAUGCAUUGGUCAAACUCAGACUGUGCCCUGAAUGCUCUUUCAAGCUCAAUUACCACCACAAGAGGAAAGAGGUGAAAGCAAAGACGAAAAGAGUAUCGGAGGAGAACCAGGAGCCACCACAGAAGAAAAAGAAGAAGAAAAAGAAGACAACAAGGAAGAGAUCAUCUUCACAUUCAAAGAAGCACAAACACAAGAGACACAGAGAUCGCUCCACCUCUUCCAGCAGCUCGGAGGAGUCACAGGACUCGGACAAAGACUCUGAAGCUGGUGAUGAACCAGAGGGCCAAUCAGAAGCCGACCACUGGCGUGGACCCGCUCCUGCUGUUGAGGAAAAGUCAAGGGAGGAGGAGUUUGAUGAGUACUUUGAAGACAUGUUUCUUUGACUCCACUGCAGGAUCCCUGCUGUGACUACACUUCCUUCUAAGCACCACUGACAUUAAGCAUCUUCUGUUUGGAGUCUUGUGUGUUCAUGUAGGUUUAUUUUGAUGAUAUGUUUCCGUGCUGCUGCAGAAAUAAACAUGAGAU